Branchiostoma floridae (Florida lancelet) is the source of this 762-nucleotide messenger RNA. RefSeq lists its product as uncharacterized. The coding region runs from base 1 to 762 and encodes 253 amino acids. NCBI's taxonomy places the organism in Eukaryota, Metazoa, Chordata, Leptocardii, Amphioxiformes, Branchiostomatidae. The transcript is spliced from 5 exons. The record is from RefSeq and is a predicted model, not a curated record.
AUGGGGAAAGACGGUUUGGGUACAAUAAAUGACAACGGAGAGAGGUUUGCCACAGACAAGCCGUGUGGGGAUUUCACGUGGCAGAACAUCACGUAUGUAGACGUGAAAUGUGACUACAGCUACUACUCGUCCGACGGCUUCGUUGACUACAUCGCAAAAAGACAUUACCAUGGUCCUUUCAGCGGGCGCUGCAAUGUCACCUGCUCUGAUGGAACACCGGUGAUAGGACCGCCGGUAACUUCGGAAUCCAUAGGUAUCGAUGAGCCUCACAACUUCUACUACUGCCAUGUGGACUCGAAGACAUGGCUAGGGACUGAACCAUGGUGCGAAGAAAAACCAUGUGGGAAGUUCGAGUGGAAAGACCCCGAAAACGGAACAGUUAUCUGUGACUACACCUACUACAGUCCUUUGUACUACCGGGACCACAGGUUCGACCCACCUCUACGUGUGUAUGGCGGACUGAGGGGCCGCUGUGAGGUCCAGUGCUCGCCUCCGUUAGUUCCGACAGGGGCUCCGCUUCUGGAGCCUGACGCUGGAGGGUACUACUACUGCCACGGACACUCCGCAACCUGGCUGGGACAAGAGCCUAAAUGCCGGGACAGGCCAUGUGGAGACUUCCAACGGAGCCCCCAAAUGGCAAUAUUUGAGUGCGACUACAGGCGCAACGGUGUCAGACUUACCUGGGACCACACCACCGGUGUAAUUUACUUUGGUGCUAUAAUAGGGCAUCAGGUUCUUCGCUGGGAUCGCACCCACACUUAA